Messenger RNA from Megalops cyprinoides (Indo-Pacific tarpon), 402 nucleotides. Its product is annotated as interferon gamma 1-like. The record is from RefSeq and is a predicted model, not a curated record. The transcript is spliced from 3 exons. Gene Ontology annotation, biological process: immune response. Gene Ontology annotation, molecular function: type II interferon receptor binding. Lineage: Eukaryota; Metazoa; Chordata; Actinopteri; Elopiformes; Megalopidae. Gene Ontology annotation, cellular component: extracellular region.
AUGGCGGAAAACAUGAAGAAACUCAGCGAUCACUUUGAAAGUGAGCAAAAGCUCCUGAUGAGUGAGAUCCUGGACGUGUACCUCAGCCUCCUGUCCAAGCUGAUGAACCGCACCGAGGACGAGGAUAUAAAGAGCAGCAUCGAUGAAGUCAGACUCAAAGUGCAGGAUCUGCGGAAUGAGCACUUCCAGCACCACGAGCAUGCCCUGAAGAGGCACCUACAGGACCUGUGGGCCGUCAAGACCAAUGACUUCAUAGUUCAGCGGAAGGCCCUGUAUGAGCUGAAGGAUGUGUAUGAGAAGGCGGCCAGGCUGGGGAACAGGAUCUGGGAGAAGAAGGACAGACGAAGGAGGCGGCGGCAGAUCCGCAGAAUGCAGGGAUGACGGGCUCAUGUUUACAACUGA